Linum trigynum is the source of this 4535-nucleotide messenger RNA. The record is from the annotation of a GenBank genome assembly. Lineage: Eukaryota; Viridiplantae; Streptophyta; Magnoliopsida; Malpighiales; Linaceae.
CCGCAUCCAAACUAUAGAAAUGGAUCGGUGGAUAAUGAUAGGCGAGACUCGACACCGACCAUUGCCUUGCUUUUGCACAUUUUGGGUUUUUACGUGGCGUAAAAGAUGAUGUGUGUCCCAUCUUUAAUUUUCUAAUAAUUAAGCAUAUGGCGAGCUAGCAGGAUAUGACGAAACAAUACAACAAUUAAUCGCUCGAAGAGUCCCCAACCUCCAAAUUAAGUAUGAACUAAUGCAGUGGCUUAGGAUAGGGUGAGUAAUUAUUGAUUACUAACUUAUGAGUAAUUAAAUUUGGACCUUUACAUUUAAGUGGACCCAGAAAAUUCUGAUCUAAGGGUUGUCAAUUAAAAACAUUUUAUUUUCACUAGUUUUCAUAAUCGGCUCAUAUCUUCUUCGUUUUAACUCGGAUUUCAAUUUUUUUUUUGCACACAUGGAACGAGUUCGUUGUGCUCUACAAAAUGAGAUAAUUUUCAAUAUAUUUCGAGAAACCUUUUUUUACCAACUACAUAUCAUAUGGUAACUUCUUCGUUUUUUAGUCGUUUUUGAAAACGUUUGCUCAGAAGGAACGAGUUUAUCAUGAUCUAUUGGAUCUACAAAUUUAUGGGUGAAAAAAGGGAUUUUUCCAGAAAUAGCACCUUUAAAAAAAAUUACAAAAAUAGCACCCAUCCGUAAAAAUUUACACUAAUAGCACCCUUUUUAAUAGAACGCACCUUGUAGAUGCGUUUUAUAUUUAAAUCGCACCCUAAGGGUGCGUUUUACAAAUAGAUCGCACUGGUAAGGUGCGUUCCAAUUAUCUGGACUCAAAUCGCACUUUAGCCAAGCGAUUUACGUCUGACCUACUGAAAUCGCAUGGCCGAGGUGCGAUUUUAGGUCUGACCUAUUAAAAUCGCAUCAUAAAGGUGCGAUUUGUUUCUGCCAAACAAAAUCGCACCAUGAGGAUGCGAUUUUGCCAUACAAACCGCACCUUGAAGGUGCGGUUUUGGUCAAUCAAUUUCCGACAUGCCAUGCAGACGUAACAGACGUGGGUCUGCAUGGGCCUGCAUGGCAGACGAAAAUCGCACCUCUAAGGUGCGGUUUUCAUCAGUGAUUUUGCCUAUAAAAGGCCUCCCGGACAACCACUUCUCUUCACACCUCUCCUUCUCCCUUCCCUUUUCAAUUUUCUGUUGUAGCUCUAUAUUUCUUUAGUAGUUUUGCGAUUAACGUUAACUCGUAAGUUGAUUUAGUAUUACUUUUUAUUGUUAUUUUUUAUUUUUGAUUUUUAUGAUAUUAACUGAACUACGGUUUUAUCGCAGAUGGCAUUCCAAAAGUUCACGCUUGGCUUACGGUGGAAUGGUUACACGGAAGAGACCGGAAAGGGUGCCACCUACGUAGGUGGCAAUUUUCAGAAGAUAAAGGUCGCUACCAGACCGCUGCUUGAAGACCUCCAUCAAAUGUGCACUAACGUUACUUGCAUGGAUGGCACGAGAAGAGUUGAUCGUAUGGUGUACCGAUAUCCAAACAGAGAAAGUGGGUCAUUGUGGCAUGAGGAAUAUCUCAUAACCACUCAGGAUGAGGUAGACGCCAUGCUCGAAUUCAUGAGGUCCAACAAUCUUUCCAAAGCCGAGAUGUUCGUUUACACCGAGCCGGUCGUAGGCGUUGGAGGUCAUUCUGGACACGGUCAAACAUCUGGUAUCCAUGGUGGAGGUGAAUUAUAUGGCGAUCAUCCCUACCAAAGUUACCAUGAUUCUCAUUCAUAUUUUCAGUACCAAGAGCAAGGUGAAGGUCAUCAUCAAUCAUAUGAAGAAGAAGUUCAACCGGACCGGCCCAACCAACCUCAGUACAACUUCCUCUCAGGCAGCGGUAGUUUUCACAACUAUCAUUAUGGAGCUGAUGAAGGUGCCUUACAUGAGCUGGAUCAGAUGGAGGAUGUCAUGCCAGCACCAGUCAGUGACCCCUCCGAUGAAGAAGGAGAGAACAACGUCAGUGCAGACAACUCCGACCCUCUUGAAGGUGCCGAUGAUUCAGGACCAGAGUCAGACUCAGCUAAUGAUGAUGAGGGGGCUCGUGACCGUGUACCAGUCCCCUACUACAAUCACAUUCCAGACGACAAUUGGAUGGUCGACAGCGACAUGGAGCCGCCAGAGGUCCCAAUAUGGGGUCCACUCACUGGGUUUAUGAAGGGCCAACAAUUUGGCUCGAAGAAGGAGGUGCGUCACGCCAUUGAGACAGAAGCAAUGACCCGGCAUUUUGAAUGGCACACAACUCAUUCCAACACUAAAAGGCUCAUAGUCAGAUGUCGUAAUCAUCACGAGGGGUGCAAUGUUAGGAUUCGGGCCAUCAACAGCAAGAGACACGGCCACUGGGUCAUAUCUCGUGCGGUGAACACACACACAUGUGUGUCAUCCAUAACUUCCCAAGGCCAUCGACAGUUGAAAUCCAGGGUGGUUGCUGCGGCUAUCAAGCAUCUAAUUGAGCAAGAGCCGGACCUAAAGGUGAAAGUCAUAAUCGCUGACAUUGCAAGUCAAUAUUUUAAAGAGAAACAUACAUAUUCAAUUGUUUGAAAUUAAUAAAAUUCCUUUUGUACACAUCAAAAUAAAUCGUAAGGGUUGUUUGGUAAAUUAUUUAAUCGUGUUGGUUGUUUUAAAUAAUUUAAUCGAAUACAAAGCAACACUCGUUAGACUCUUAGAAGAGGUAUACAUCUUCUUAGAAACACAGUCUUGUUGACAGAAAAAGGGGGGAUCUGAGGAUCUCUUAAUACCCGAUUUUCCCAGGGAAUGAGAGAAUAUGAUAAUCGCUUAAAACCCCAUUUCCUUAGACGUGCAUCUCUUUAUAACGAGUCGAAGUAAGUGGCGCUAUGUAUUCGAUUAAAUUAUUGAAAACAACCAACACGAUUAAAAAUUCAACAUAAAUUUAUUUUAUAUUCCACUAAAUACAUUAACAAAAUAAAAGAAGGACAAAUGGUAAAGAAUUGUAUGUACCGGGUGAGCGUUCCAAACAUCCCUUGACCGAUGGUUGGGUUGGUCGUACAAGUCGGUUGGAUCCAUCGGUCCUUGCUCGAGAUAAUACCGUUGGUUGUAAAUAUCCACGUCCUCCCCAACCUACGAGAAAAUAACAACGAGGUUAGUACAUAGAUUAAUUAAAAAGCUUAUAACAACAACAAAAAUUAAACCCGAAUAAUGAGUACGUACCGCUUGAAAUUCAUCAACAAAAACUCCUUCUCCUUACCACCAAUCGGCCAUUUUUUCGGCGCAAUUCGGACAAAGCUUCGGCUCGGCUCGGCUCGGCGGGUUUUGAGGAAAAAACCUAAGAAAUGUUUUCUGGUGGCAGAUCGGACUUAGCCGCAACCAACAGACCACUAUUUACUAGGCUUUUGGGAGGGGGAGGGUUUAGAGAGAUAAAUUGUAGAGAGAGAAGGAAGAAUGGGUUGUGGUGUGAAGAAAUGAGAGGGGAAGGGGGGGUAUUUAUACCCAUCAGAUCGCACCCUCCAGGGGCGAUCGGAUAAUUUUGCCCUCGCGCGGAUCGCACUCUUCCAAUGAGAAUUGCGCUUCCCUAGGCGCGGAUUGCUCCCUUCCGAUGCGAUUUGUGCUUCCUUGGGCGUGGAUUGCUCCGCUGGCAAGCGAUCUGGGAUCCUCGGCGCUGAUCGCUCCGCUGGCAUGCGCUGAGCCGCCCGAUCGUCCCUCCAUCCAACGAUCUUGAAGAUCGUUCCGCGUCCUCCCCAAAUCGCACUAACGUAUUGCGAUUUGUUUUAUGGAUUGCACCCCUCUGAUGCGUUUUAUAUGUAGACCGCAUCUUUUCGGUGCGUUUUACAUAUAAAACGCAUCUUAGGGGUGCGUUCCAAAAAAAUUGGUGCUAGUUUUGUAAAUUUUUUUAUAUAGGUGCUAUUUUUGUAAUUUUUUUUUAAAGGUGCUAUUAUUGGAAAAAUCCCAAAAAAAUAUUGGACAAAAAAUUACCAUACUUUACCACUAUGGUAUGUGUGUGGUAACUUAUGGUAAACAUUGAUGAAAGUCGUAAAUGACAGUCAGUAUACUCCUACUAUCAUGUAUUCAACCUUCUUACCAUAUUGGUAUGUUCAUAACGUCAUUGUACGUUUUCUUACCAUAUGGUAUUAAAUAUGAGCAUACCAUAUGGUAAUGACUGGUAAAAAAUAUUCAAUUUUUUGUACUAAAAGUAUAUCAAAGUGGGUGUCAUUUUAAAGAGCACAUUUAAUCUGAUUUAUCUGUGCAAAAGAAUUUAAAUUUCGACUUAAAACGAGAGACAAAUCGUCCGUUAAAGAUUAAAAGGGAAAAUAUAAAAGAUUUUUCAGGAGAGAGGAGAUGCUGAUAUCAUGCGGAUGUGGACAGGUUACUGAUGAUUACUCACCAUAAGAGUUACUCACCUGAUCUACUCUCACUAAUGCAGAGUUGAACGCGUUGGAUUUUCAUUGCCUAAAAAAUGUUUGAGAUGUUGAGACUUAAUCAAUUAAGGGUUGUGAAACUUAAAGUGUAGUUAUUGUUGGUGGUGAAUAUGUAUGAAAGUUAUAAGUGAAGUCUCAAAAUAUUUUAUAAAGUUUUAUAAAAGGC